CAUCAGUACAUCAGUCUGCCAAAAUGACGAAAAAAAUUCAAAUCAUUUUGGCUCUAGCCACGAUGCUAACAGCCUACGUCGUAGCAAAUCAGGAGAAGUCAGGGGGCUACGAAAAAAGCGGUUAUGAAAUAGAAGACGGAGAUUAUGAGGACAAAAGCAAUGAGAAAGACGGCAGUAUCAGUGGGGAAACGCGUAGCUGCGAUGAAAGCGUACAUAUCAGAAAAAUCCCUCAAACCUACGAAAACGAGAAUAAUUAUAGAAAAAGAAAUCAUAAGUUUGGAUAUUCAGCCAGCUCAUCCGCCGCCGCAUCUGCUGACGCUUCCGCUAAAGCUCAUGAACAUGGCCACAAGGACAGCAUUCACAUGUAAUUGCGUAAUAUUAUCCUAUCGACAAAUGUCAAUUAUCAUUUG
This is a messenger RNA of Papilio machaon (common yellow swallowtail), 410 nucleotides long. RefSeq lists its product as uncharacterized. Bases 24 to 368 code for a protein of 114 amino acids. The record is from RefSeq and is a predicted model, not a curated record. NCBI's taxonomy places the organism in Eukaryota, Metazoa, Arthropoda, Insecta, Lepidoptera, Papilionidae. The transcript is spliced from 3 exons.